AUGGCCGGGCUGCAGCCCGAUAUUUAUGCAGCCAUCAGCAUCACUUGGGUCGCGGCCUUUCUUGCCCUUGGUCUACGGCUCAAAGCGCGGCGAAUGACCAAGAUGAACCUAUGGUUCGACGACUAUUUCGCCGUCAUUGCAUUACUCUUCGUAUCGAGUUACUGUUCUGUCACGAUCUACUGGACGCAUAGUUACAAACUCGGACAAUCCAUCCUCACGAUCGAGGAUACCAUCGAAGCAAACCGUAUUCAAGACCGAUCGCGACUUUUGCUCUGGAUCUGCGAACUCCUCUACGCCUCAUCGAUCGCCUUUUGCAAACUCAGUAUUCUCUGCUUUUACUGGCGCGUCUUUCAGUAUACAUCGAUUCGAUAUGCAAUCAUUAUCUUGCUUAUCGCCGUCAGCAUAUGGAUAACUAUUCGGACGUUUAUGGUCAUCUUUCACUGCGUACCAAUUCGAGCAUAUUGGGAUAAGAGCAUACAAGGUGCCAAAUGCCCGUUUAACGAAGCAAAUUUCUUCUUUGCUACAAUUCUCAUACACACCACGAUGGAUUGCGUUAUCUUGAUUUUACCUGUCAUCGAAGUUAUGAAGAUGACACUACCUUUAUCGCAAAAGUUGGCCGUUGUUGGACUUUUUACAUCUGGAACCAUAGUAUGCGUUGCGUCGAUAUUUGUUUUGGUGCAUUCGAAAUUAUAUAACCCUCGAACCGACGACAUUCCGAAAGAUAUGGCACAGAGCAUGAUGUGGGCAGCCGUCGAGAUAAAUAUGGCACUUGUCUCCCUAUGCUACGACCCAUUUUUCGUCACUUUCUUCCAGGACUCUCGACGACGGAAGAGUCAGCCCAAGCGCCGAUCAGUUUACCAAACGUUGUUCUACCGGGGGUAA
Messenger RNA from Fusarium oxysporum Fo47, 882 nucleotides. RefSeq lists its product as uncharacterized. NCBI's taxonomy places the organism in Eukaryota, Fungi, Ascomycota, Sordariomycetes, Hypocreales, Nectriaceae. The transcript is spliced from 5 exons. The record is from RefSeq and is a predicted model, not a curated record. The coding region runs from base 1 to 882 and encodes 293 amino acids.